AUGUUGCACGCGGGAACGUCAGCAAACGAUCCGAAAUCGGCUGCGAACCGCUCACCUCCACGCACGGUGCCCGAUGAUAAAGGAAGAUGUGGUCCAAGCAGCAGCAGCAGGACUUGGCGUGGACUUGCUGCACGGAAACUCAGCAAGACUCUCAAGUGUGAUCAGUGUAGUUACGUGACGUGCUACCCGUCCCGGCUGACCCGCCAUCGCAGGGGUCACACCAAGGACUUCCUGUGGUGUCAUCUGUGUUCCAGCCACUUCUGGGACAAGAGUCAGCUCGUGUGUCACUUGAAGGCGCACGCUGGCAUGAUCGUGUGUGACGUGUGUGGCAAGAAAUACUCGUCAACCAGUGGACUGGCCAGGCACAAGAAGUGUCACAUGCUCAAAUGA
Gigantopelta aegis is the source of this 390-nucleotide messenger RNA. RefSeq names its product endothelial zinc finger protein induced by tumor necrosis factor alpha-like. Gene Ontology annotation, cellular component: nucleus. The record is from RefSeq and is a predicted model, not a curated record. The coding region runs from base 1 to 390 and encodes 129 amino acids. Gene Ontology annotation, biological process: regulation of transcription by RNA polymerase II. Gene Ontology annotation, molecular function: RNA polymerase II transcription regulatory region sequence-specific DNA binding; DNA-binding transcription factor activity, RNA polymerase II-specific. Lineage: Eukaryota; Metazoa; Mollusca; Gastropoda; Neomphalida; Peltospiridae. The transcript has 2 exons.